Messenger RNA from Rhineura floridana, 4174 nucleotides. RefSeq names its product sphingosine-1-phosphate transporter SPNS2-like. The transcript has 13 exons. Gene Ontology annotation, biological process: transmembrane transport; sphingosine-1-phosphate receptor signaling pathway; lipid transport. Bases 57 to 1709 code for a protein of 550 amino acids. Gene Ontology annotation, molecular function: transmembrane transporter activity; sphingolipid intramembrane carrier activity. Gene Ontology annotation, cellular component: membrane. NCBI's taxonomy places the organism in Eukaryota, Metazoa, Chordata, Lepidosauria, Squamata, Rhineuridae. The record is from RefSeq and is a predicted model, not a curated record.
GCUGCCGCGGAGCGCAGGCAGCAGGUGCGCCUCGUCGGCCAGCGCGGCGGCGGCUCAUGAUGUGCCUGGAGAGCGACGGCGCGUCCGGCGGCGGCUGCAGCGGGCGGCGGCUCCGCGUCUCGGCCGCCACGGCUGGCGGGGCCGGCGACGACGAGGAUGAGGACGACGGCGGCGGCGGCGGCGAGGAGGAGCGGGGCUGCUGUGGCGGCGGCCGGGGCGCCGAGGUGCAGACCCUCUCCGGGGCUGUCCAGGCACCCGGCGGCGGCGGCACUGGCGGGGCCAAGAGCAGCGGCGACGGCGCGGCGGCGGAGAAGGCAGGGGCGGCCGCGGGCGCCGCGCCCCCCAGCCUGGGCAGAGCCCGCGUGGCCGCCGCCGCCAUCCUCAGCGUCGGCAACGUCCUCAAUUACCUGGACAGGUACACCGUGGCAGGUGUUUUGCUAGACAUUCAGCAACAUUUUGGUGUCAAAGACAGUGGAGCCGGCUUGCUGCAGACCGUGUUCAUCUGUAGCUUCAUGGUGGCGGCCCCGAUAUUCGGCUACCUUGGCGACCGUUUCAACAGGAAGGUUAUUCUCAGCUGUGGCAUCUUCUUUUGGUCAGCCAUCACCUUUUCCAGCUCCUUCAUCACUGAACAGUAUUUCUGGCUCUUUGUCCUCUCGCGAGCCUUGGUGGGCAUCGGCGAAGCCAGCUAUUCCACCAUCGCCCCCACCAUCAUCGGAGACCUCUUCACCAAAAACACCCGGACGCUCAUGCUGUCGGUCUUCUACUUUGCGAUCCCUUUGGGAAGUGGUUUAGGAUACAUCACUGGAUCGAGCGUCAAGCAAGUGGCUGGUGACUGGCACUGGGCCCUACGGGUCUCCCCCCUUUUAGGUAUGAUCACCGGCACGCUCAUCUUAAUAUUUGUUCCAGCUGCUAAGAGAGGCAAUGUGGAGCAGUUGGGGGCGCAGCUGAAGGCUCGGACCUCGUGGCUCAGAGACAUGAAGGCCUUGAUAAGAAACCGCAGCUACGUCUUCUCCUCUCUGGCUACCUCGGCCGUCUCCUUCGCCACGGGGGCUCUGGGGAUGUGGAUCCCCCUCUACCUCCACCGGGCACAGGUUGUCCAGAAAACGGCAGAGACUUGCACAUCGCAGCCGUGUGGAACCAGGGACAGCUUGAUCUUCGGAGCUAUCACAUGCUUCACCGGAUUUCUGGGGGUGAUCACUGGAGCCGGGGCGACCAAGUGGUGCCGUCUGAAGACGCAGCGGGCGGAUCCCCUUGUCUGUGCCGUUGGGAUGCUGGGUUCGGCCAUAUUCACUUGCCUGAUCUUCGUUGCGGCCAAAAGCAGCAUUGUGGGAGCCUACGUCUGCAUUUUCAUCGGCGAAACGCUUUUGUUUUCUAACUGGGCCAUCACAGCUGACAUACUGAUGUACGUGGUUAUUCCUACACGCCGGGCCACUGCAGUAGCUUUGCAGAGCUUCACCUCACACCUUCUGGGAGACGCUGGGAGCCCGUAUCUGAUUGGAUUUAUCUCUGAUGUGAUACGGCAGAGCACAAAAGAAUCACCGCUCUGGGAGUUCCUCAGCUUAGGCUACGCGCUCAUGCUGUGCCCUUUCGUCGUCGUCCUGGGGGGGAUGUUUUUCCUCGCCACAGCCCUCUUCUUCUUAAGCGAUCGAGCCAGAGCAGAGCAACAAGUAGAUCAACUCAUGAUGCCUCCAGCCUCUGUGAAAGUCUAAGGCGCUGACGUCCCGGACGAUGAAGGAAAGCUUUUGUGAGCUUCGGCUUCCACAAAGCCCUGAAAUGAGCACCUGCAGGAGACCUCCCCUGCUCCACCCUCCCCAAACUUGGAGCCAAGGAAAAGUCAGGCCGGGGGGGGGGGAGAGGGACCCCUUAUGCAGCGAGAUGGUGCUGCCACAGCUCAGCCCCAGAGGGUGUCUGUUGGAGCACAUCUGGACAGACACCAAGGCCUGUGCUCGUGGUCCUCCUAAGCAGGGGUGCCCGUGUCAACCCCAGCCCGGAGGGAGGGACGUUUCCAGCUUAGCACCCUUCCCCAGCCACCCCCAACAGGAGACACCUGGAGACUGUGUGUCCAGCUUUACUUUGAGUUGACGGAGAUGUUCACUUUUGAUCAGCGGCAUAAACUUUCCGACCCCGUUGAAGACACUGCCACUUUUGCCAGAGACGUCCGUUCAACUUGGAGAAGGAUUCUGGUGGCGAAAGCCUCCAUCUGUUUUGUAUUAUUUAAUCGCAUGGCGUAGGAUGCUUUCUUUCUGCCGAAGGUCAAAAGGAUUGGACUGGGUGGACGAGUAUACAUAUCUGUCUCAUUUAACAGUGUUGUUUGCACUAGCAGUAAACUGCUGGAGCUACCUCAGGCCCACUGUCGGGUUUGGUCUUGACCAGGAAUUUGGGGUUGAGCUUUCCACUGGGGGAAUCCGGGCGCAAUUUCAAACCGCUUGAAGGGUGGGAAGAAGCAACGGCAAAAGAGGUGCUGUGGACCAUUCUAGCCUAGAAUGUUCACCACCUGCGGAUGGUCCUCCAGGUCAGAAAAGUGGCUGCCUAGAGUGUCUAUUUUCCAAGGCAGUAUCCUCCAUCCUCCUUUAUUCAAUGCAGGGAAUGCAAGAUGGUUGCUGCUUUUCUGUCUGCACAGGAGCAAGGCAGAAAGGAACAGCCUCCACUUCAGCUCUGUAUUUUCACUGGCUGUUGAAAUGCUUUCCUGCGGAAAUUACUAACUAAAGGAGUCGGCAACUGCUAGGCUGAUGUCGAUGCACUCUUUGAAAGGGAGGGCAGGUGGCGGUGCCAUAUUAAACCCAUCUCCAGUCUCCGCUGUUUGAUUCAGAGGGGACAGCAAAAGAUUUGUGUCUUCAGCAAGAACUGGAUUGGCUCCCACCAGCAGAAAGGAAGAGAGGAUUUGCAGGGUGAUUUCUGUUCCAAAAGAUCUUGAGUUGGAUUUAGUUUCAGGCACCUCCUGAUCAAGUUCUUUCUCUCUCACACACACAUAUUCAGGAGUCUUUAACUUGCGUUCCACCUGUAACUAGUGCAAUAUAGUUAAUUCCUUUAGGGGUCAGGGGGCACUUCAAAGAGCUUUAGCAUCUUCGGGGGGCAGUGGGUGUGCCCAGUUGCAUGGACAACACCCUUACGGCACAUGGCCCCAGUUCCCGUGACAGAAAGUGUCAACCCCAAAAGGAGAUCCUUCCUCUUCAACUUCCUGCGUUGCACUGGUGCUACAAGCGUUCUUUAGGCAUUCUCCAUCUGAGUUAAGGAGAAUAGGCAAGGGAGGGGGAGCAGAAAUGAACACACUACCUCCACACAUACCCAUUGCCGGUCCUGUGUUGGAGGGCAAAUGUUUGAAGCAAGGAGCCUCUUCUAUGCGUGAACCCGCUUAGAAACCUGGAAGAUGAGGGCUGUAAAAGGUGCGGCGUGGGGACAGGAAUAGUGAUUUCCCCCUCACCCAUUGACUCGACUUGUAUGCACAGUAUCUGAAGAGAGCUACAGGCGCAUGGGAAUCCACCCUGGAGAGAGAGACUGAGAAGUACAAAACUAGGAAAUGAGUUGAAACUAGGUUUUACUGUUUAUUAAGACCAUUCCACUCUCGCCAGUGAAAAGCUGCAGGCCAGCGUCAACGUUGCACCAAACGUCUUUGAGAGAGAGAAGGGGGUGGGGCAGGGAGGAGAGUCUCAUGCGCAGGUGCGCACUGGUGUUGGGACAGACAGAAAUGCAAAUAGGCCUGAGGGGUGUGUGAAUUUCAGCCAUAGAGGAAUGUUAGAAAGGUGCACUCUCGGAUCAGCAUCUAGAAGGUUAAAGCAUAACCAUGCAGGCUGGGAACAUAAUAUUGACACCACCCACCCAACUACCCAUAUUCCACCUUUCAUCCACCUCUGAUGGCAGCAGCUUUGUCAUUUUGCUCUGUUCAUCGUAGUUUUUCUUGUAAAGAGACACUUAAAACAAUCACUUUGACCAUGGGAAAGGGAUGGAAAUGUCAUGUACGUUUUCUUGUUAUACAAGGCAGGACUCAAAACAGUUUUCUGAUUUUCUUUCAGAAGCAAAAAAAAAAAAGAGAGAGACAAAAAUGGCUAUUUUAUUUUUUAAGAGCAAUGAAAUUGAUUAUGGAUCUCAGAGUAUAAGACAAAUAGUCAAAUAUAUAUAAAUCUAUCUAUAUAAAUAUAUGCAUACGUCGUGAUGUAAAUUAUGAAAUAAAAAGUAU